This is a messenger RNA of Dromiciops gliroides (monito del monte), 4343 nucleotides long. It is a transcript of the gene MOSMO, whose product is annotated as modulator of smoothened. Gene Ontology annotation, cellular component: ciliary membrane; Golgi apparatus. The record is from RefSeq and is a predicted model, not a curated record. Bases 6 to 509 code for a protein of 167 amino acids. NCBI's taxonomy places the organism in Eukaryota, Metazoa, Chordata, Mammalia, Microbiotheria, Microbiotheriidae. Gene Ontology annotation, biological process: negative regulation of smoothened signaling pathway. The transcript has 3 exons.
GGGAGAUGGAUAAACUGACCAUCAUCUCAGGAUGUCUCUUUUUGGCCGCGGAUAUCUUCGCCAUCGCCAGCAUCGCCAACCCCGACUGGAUCAACACCGGGGAGUCCGCCGGAGCACUCACUGUGGGCCUUGUACGGCAGUGUCAAACGAUCCAUGGACGUGACAGGACAUGUAUCCCUCCCCGGCUUCCCCCUGAAUGGGUUACCACGUUAUUUUUCAUCAUCAUGGGAAUCAUUUCAUUGACUGUCACAUGUGGCUUGCUGGUGGCUUCCCAUUGGCGAAGAGAAGCUACAAAAUAUGCUCGUUGGAUAGCAUUCACUGGAAUGAUCCUUUUUUGUAUGGCUGCCCUAAUAUUUCCAAUAGGAUUUUACAUCAAUGAAGUCGGAGGUCAACCUUAUAAACUGCCCAACAAUACAGUAGUUGGGUCUUCAUAUGUACUAUUUGUCUUAUCAAUUUUCUUUACAAUAGUGGGACUUCUAUUUGCUGGCAAAGUUUGUUUACCUGGCUGAUGAAUGUCUAAACUGCUUGACUUCUUUUGUGGGAAAGAUGGCGGGUGGGGAGGACGAAGGAGCAGUCCUGUUCUCAGGAGGAUGCUUAGAUGAAGCUAUCUGUUACUGAAAAGAGAAAUGUGUUGACUCAUUCUCACUAUGCACUUUGGAUUAAAAUGGAGAGCCUUUUCCAUAACCAAAUACAGACAACAUUGACUAAAUCUCCUGAGCAUACUCAGGCAGUCAGGUCUGCACUGUGAUAGCAACCUAGUGAAGAAGAAUGCUUUAUACUGAAAAGCAUCUGGCCCUAAGUGACUGUACCGUUCCGGUUUUGUCUGAUUCAUUUUUUUUUAAGUAUUUAUGAACUAAUGGUGGACCAGAUGGUUGCAAGAAAAGUUCAAGUGGGGCUGGCCUCACUUCCUAAGAUAUUAGUGUACAAAACUCCCUUGUGAUAAGAUAAGCCUUUGGCCCCCAAAUGAAUUGCUGUUGCAUUACUGCACCAAGAAGCCAAUAGAUCAAAAUGUGUUUGCUAAAAUAUGUGUUGGAAAAAAAACAAAUCUUAAAUUCCCCAUUCUCUGUGUUUAAAAAAAAAAAUUCAACAAGAAAACAUACUAAGACUAUGUUAUUUUGGGGAUGGGGGGAAUCUUCCUUAUAUUUAUAUAAAUAUAUAUAAUAUAUAUAUAUAUUUUGCUGAUGCAGUAUACAGUGUGUGUAUGUGUGUGUGUGUAUAUAUAUAUAUAUAUGUAUGUAUGUAUAUAUGUCUAUAUACAUAUAUAUACCUACACAGUUCCUGGAAGAGAACUUGGAAUGCUUUGCUAGCAAAACACUGUGGUGUGCAAACCUAGAACUCAAUAGAAAAAAGCCAUUUCUCUGAAGGCUGCAGUGUGGAGAGAGUCUUCAGUUUACCUCAUUCUUUGUAGCAGCCCUUGAUUUUAACAGGUUUUUGUAAUAGGUACAAAUAAUCCCAUACUUUUCUAGGUGCAAUUUUAAGUUAAGCUAAAGAUUCUUUGUAUGGUUAAUUUAUUUGUAUAUGAGGGUAGAAGGCAAGGUCAUGUCAUACUUCAAACCCAAAUUUGGGAAAUCUGACACUAUUUAAAUUAUUAUCAACUGUUGUCUGUUGUACAGAGAGUCUCUUUUCUACUUGCUUUAUCUGUUACAUUAAUAAUGCAUUGAUCUAGGUUUAAGCACAGCGACUCUACAUAAAAACAAAGCUCACUAGUGAAUAUAGACAGCAGCAUUUUGGUCAUUUACAAAUACUAACUUCAUACUUCCAUUUAAAAGAAUGAAUUUAUAUUUGUUCCACCACCUCUAAGCAUUAUUAAUUCAUCUCCAUCAAAAACCUGAGCAAUACCUUUUUAUUUUAUAUGCCUUGUUUGCUAAAAGCUAACAUUUUUAAAUGUGCAUUUACUUUAAGGGCUGUCUAAACCCACAACUUCAGUUUCUUCCUAAAAGAGACACUUCAUCUAAACCUUAAAACACAAAUAGUUGUCUCUCUCUUUCCCCUAAUUCCUUUCCUUUCUCACUUCCCUCAGUUCAUCUCCCCCCUCCAAAUUAACACACUAUAGAUAUUUUCCCCUUUUUGUAGUUGUAUCGGGGCAUUUUUUGGCAGUAGAGUCAAGUCUUUGUUCUUUACAGUGAACUGGCAAACCAAAUAUACUUGUCAGAAAAGUUACAUGCCUAAGUAAUUGUUGCAGAGGGCAAUUUUCCAGGAAGCCACAUUAUAUUUUGAAGUAUACAUGGAAUUCUGUGGUGGAAAUGGGGGCUGCAAGAUAGAGGGGUGGCUCCCUUGCCAGGUAAGAAAAGAAAAACUCUAACAUUGUUCACAUAUACCUAUCCACCAUUCGUAUACCUCCACUGUUAAUUAAGAAACAUUUUAGUGUUAAAAUAAACCCCAGUAUAUCAGCUCACUUUUGUUUUGGGAGUUCUUGAAUUAUUAUAUCUGUGGAGUAUUCCCCAAAUGUUAUACAGUAAUUUUUUUUCACAUCCAAGGUGACAUUACCUUAGCAAAAGUUCUAAGAAAAAAAUAUAUUUCUAAAGUAUUAUGAUGUCUGUCCAAUUAUAAGAAUACUACUGGACAUUUGAUCACUGGGUUGCUAUGCCAAUUGAGAUUUGGUUGGUCCUCAAAUAAAAUGGGUCACUUUGAAGUGAAGCUUUGGAUAUAACCGUUAUACCACUGAAUAAAGUGUUAGCAAAGUAUGGUUCAAAUUAAUUUAUGAUAUGACUAAGAGCUUUUCUUCUUCCAAAAGAUCAAUCUUAUUGUAAAUAGUUUCACAGAAUAUUUUAACUGGAUCAUGGGCAUGGGGAGAGAGAGUUUCUCAGCUGCUAAGAAUUUCCCCACUUGUUUACUUCCUUCACUUACAAUGGUGUCAUGUAUAAGAUGACAAGUCUUAGGAUUUUGUUUAGCAUCUGUUAUCAAAACCAUUAAAAUGUCUCUAAUUUCAUCAUCAUCUUGGAAAAUACCCAGUGUGUGAAUGACCAAUGAGUUGGAAACAUCCACUGGCCAGACCCACUGGCUAUUAAACCCAGGAGCAAAGCAACCCCAACUUCAUCUAGUAGUAUGUGAAGUCAAAUCUUUGGACUCUGGUCCAAACAUGGAAAUGAAACCAUUUACAUAAAGAAAUCUAUAAAUCCUGUAAGUGAAAAAAUAGACAACUAUUGGCAGUUGCCUUUAAUAAGGUCACUAUAUUAAGUACUAUAUAGUACAGUAUUAAUUUAUAGCAGAAAAUCAUAUCUUGUAAACUGUAUAUAAAACACUGUUUAUGGUGCAAUCAUUUGUCAAACUUUUGUCUGUUACUUUGUUUUUAAAGUCGUGUACAUUUUUUCAUACCUAAGAGCGUCACUGUAAAAUCUGCUGAAAACUAUUUAUAGGUUUUAUUUGCACAAGGUUUAAUUAGUUUUAAACUCUAGGAUGUUCCUAUUGAACACGCCUAAAUAUCUGUAAACAUUUAAACUCUUUAAUUCAUUAAAAACAAUUGUUUCAGUAUGGUUCUUUCCAAAGGUAAUCCAUGUUCUAUGUUUUUAAUGUGUUUAUGUAAUUUUCUUUGACUCCACCUACUUUCUGUUUUGUUUUGUUUUGUUUUUGAAGGACAGCUCUUAUCUUACAUUCUAGAUGACCAAAACACCUAAUUGAUUUUUACCCUUUUACCCAAAGGUUUGAUAUCCCUAUUUGACAUUCUGUGAAUAAAUUCUUUAGUAUGUUAUGUUAAAUGGAAGUCUUGGUAUCAAGCAUUACAACCUACUGAUUUGAAAGAAAGGCCCUGGAAAAAAGUGGUGAAUGUGCUUUAGCUUUCAGGAAGCUUUAUCUCAGUUUUAUCUUGAGGUAUGGGCUUCCUCUGAAGAACACAUGUAGCAUUUGUUUUUCUUUGUUAAAAAGACUCUUUGGUCCUAAGUUUUUAUGACUAUCAUAACUGUUUUUCCAGAACAUAGGUUUUCCCCUCCCCCGUUAAUAUAUAAAUAUACAAUGUACACACACAUACGUGUAUAUGUGUAUAUAGAGAGAAAAGAAAAAAAUACCUUAACAAUUUAAAACAGGAAGCUGUCCUUCUGGAAAGUGUUGAAGAAUAAAAAAUAUAUGAAGGAAAAAAAUGUCUGCAUGGAUAGUAUUUCCAACAAAAGAGUUCAAUGGUUGUUAUCACCUCAAGAGAUUUUAAAGUUUGUGCUCAAAGUCUGUAUAUUAUCCCAAACUUUAUUAAGGAUUGUUUUUUUAAUUGGUUAUAACAUUUUUCAAUUAAUAAUUUCAAAACAAAUUGUAUAAAACAAGCUGUAUAAAAUGAACAUAAUUUUCUUCACUUGUAUUUUUGUUAUCGAGCAAGUUUAUCAAAAUAAAUUGUCUACUAAACAAACUAAAACUGAUUC